AUGCAAGGCAGAGAGGCCCAGCUCCUGCAGACAGCCCCCCCAAUGCAAGGCAGAGAGGCCCAGCUCCUGCAGACAGCCCCCCCCAAUGCAAGGCAGAGAGGCCCAGCUCCUGCAGACAGCCCCCCCAAUGCAAGGCAGAGAGGCCCAGCUCCUGCAGACAGCCCCCCCAAUGCAAGGCAGAGAGGCCCAGCUCCUGCAGACAGCCCCCCCCAAUGCAAGGCAGAGAGGCCCAGCUCCUGCAGACAGCCCCCCCAAUGCAAGGCAGAGAGGCCCAGCUCCUGCAGACAGCCCCCCCAAUGCAAGGCAGAGAGGCCCAGCUCCUGCAGACAGCCCCCCAAUGCAAGGCAGAGAGGCCCAGCUCCUGCAGACAGCCCCCCCAAUUGCAAGGCAGAGAGGCCCAGCUCCUGCAGACAGCCCCCCCAAUGCAAGGCAGAGAGGCCCAGCUCCUGCAGACAGCCCCCCCCAAUGCAAGGCAGAGAGGCCCAGCUCCUGCAGACAGCCCCCCCCAAUGCAAGGCAGAGAGGCCCAGCUCCUGCAGACAGCCCCCCCAAUGCAAGGCAGAGAGGCCCAGCUCUGGCCCUGUCCGAAGGUGGCCUCGAUCCAGAUCCAGACUAA
Messenger RNA from Knipowitschia caucasica, 615 nucleotides. The record is from the annotation of a GenBank genome assembly. NCBI's taxonomy places the organism in Eukaryota, Metazoa, Chordata, Actinopteri, Gobiiformes, Gobiidae.